AAUAUCGAAGAAAUUGUAUUCUUGUCUUGUGAGAGAAGAUAGAAAUGGAUUUGUUGAACAAACUGCCAGAAAAUUGCAUAGCGAAAGUGAUCUCCCUUACGAGUCCCGAAGAUGCCUGCAGGAUUUCUGUAAUGGGGUCCAUCUUCAGAUCGGCGGCCGAUUCCGACUCUGUUUGGGAGGCGUUUAUGCCGUCUGGUUACAGGGACAUAAUCGCUCGAGCAGCUGCUGCUCCUCCAACGUCCUUCUCCUCCACCAGGGACCUGUUUUUCCACCUUGCCGAUAAACCUCUUAUAAUCGACAACGGAACUAAGAGCUUUUCAUUGGAAAAACGAACUGGGCGGAAGUGUUACAUGUUGGCUAGUAGAGACCUCAGCAUUACAUGGAGUAAUUCCCCCAUGUACUGGAGAUUUAGAUCUCUACCCGAAUCCAGAUUCCCUGAGGUGGCAGAGCUGAUCGACGUCUGUUGGCUUGAAAUUAAUGGAAAGCUAAGUACGGAGGUUCUGUCUCGAAACACUUUGUAUGGGGUUUACCUGGUAUUCAAUCUGACAUCUGAAGCAUAUGGUAUGGAUUUUGAUGAAUCGGUGGAAGUUUCAUGUGGGAUAAUGGGAGGAGCUGCUGCAUCCGAAACUCAAACUGUUAUUCUCGACCGUAGGAGAAGGAGAAGUAGCAGCAGCAGCGGAGUAGGGAAUGAGCCAAAGGUGAGAAAAGAUGGGUGGUUGGAGAUAAAGAUGGGAGAGUAUUUCAGUCUGGAUGGAGAAGACGAUGACGGUGAUCUCGUAAUGAGUUUGAAGGAGGUGAAAAGACUCUACUGGAAGAGCGGCCUUAUUGUGGAGGGCAUUGAGGUCCGUCCAGAAUGAAUAGAUCAGCAGCCACAUCAGUGCUACUAAUUUUAUUUUGAUUUGGAAGAUUUGGUGAAGUUGUGUCAAAUAAUUACAAGUAGAACAAAAACACAACCAUUCAUUAUACUCGUUCAAUUAAUU
Messenger RNA from Impatiens glandulifera, 980 nucleotides. Its product is annotated as F-box protein PP2-B11-like. The record is from RefSeq and is a predicted model, not a curated record. Gene Ontology annotation, molecular function: protein binding. The transcript has 3 exons. The coding region runs from base 45 to 857 and encodes 270 amino acids. Lineage: Eukaryota; Viridiplantae; Streptophyta; Magnoliopsida; Ericales; Balsaminaceae.